This is a messenger RNA of Malaclemys terrapin pileata, 1294 nucleotides long. RefSeq names its product glutaredoxin 3 (gene GLRX3). The record is from RefSeq and is a predicted model, not a curated record. NCBI's taxonomy places the organism in Eukaryota, Metazoa, Chordata, Testudines, Emydidae. The transcript is spliced from 11 exons. Bases 93 to 1073 code for a protein of 326 amino acids.
GAGGGUUCGCUCUGAGGGAGGGCGGAUCGCUCUGCUGACCGGUUGCACGUGCCCCGCCUGGCCGCAGCGCCGGCGACAGACUAGUUCCAGCCAUGGCUGCGCUGGCCGAGGUGGGCUCCGCCGGGCACUUCCGGGAGCUGCUGCAGCAGAAGGGCAAGUCUCUUGUAGUUGUCCAUUUUUGGGCACCAUGGGCUCCUCAGUGCAUUCAGAUGAAUGAUGUCAUGGCUGAGUUAGCUAAGGAACACUCACAAGUUACAUUUGUGAAGCUGGAAGCUGAAGCUGUGCCUGAAGUAUCUGAAAAAUACGAAAUUAGCUCUGUUCCAACAUUCUUGUUUUUUAAGAAUUCUCAGAAAAUUGACAGAUUAGAUGGUGCCCAUGCCCCAGAGCUGACCAAAAAAGUCCAGCGCCAUGCAUCUAGCAGCACUAUUUCAGCUGGCCCUAAUGAUAAUGCAAAAGAGGACCUCAACGUGCGUCUAAAGAAAUUGACCAAUGCUGCACCCUGCAUGGUGUUUAUAAAAGGAUCUCCCCAGGAGCCUUGUUGUGGUUUCAGCAGACAAAUGGUGGAGAUUCUUAACAAACAUAACAUUAUGUUUAGCAGUUUUGAUAUUUUUUCUGAUGAAGAAGUACGUCAAGGACUGAAAACAUACUCUAAUUGGCCUACUUAUCCACAGUUGUAUGUAGCUGGAGAGCUUAUAGGUGGACUGGAUAUUGUUAAGGAACUGGAGGCUUCUGGAGAACUGGACACAAUCUGUCCCAAGGCACACAAAUUGGAAGACAAACUUAAAGUCCUGACAAACAAAGCUUCUGUGAUGCUGUUUAUGAAAGGAAACAAGCAGAUGGCAAAAUGUGGAUUCAGCAAGCAAAUUAUAGAAAUCCUAAACAGCACUGGAGUGGAUUAUGAGACAUUUGACAUAUUAGAGGAUGAAGAGGUGCGGCAAGGAUUAAAAACAUAUUCAAACUGGCCAACAUACCCUCAGUUGUACGUGAAAGGUGAACUUGUUGGUGGGCUGGAUAUUGUUAAGGAACUAAAGGAAAAUGGUGAAUUGUUAUCUAUUCUGAAGGGAGAAAAUUAAUGCAAAUGGACAUGAAUGCUAAUGAUGGGAACUGAAAUACUGCAAGAAAUGAUUCAUUUAUUGAUUACGUUGGAGCAAUCAGCAAUGGAGUGGGAGUAAUUAAAAGCUUCUGACUUGCUCUUAUACUUCACAAAGUCAUGCUAGAUCUAUAUGUUAAAGUAAUUUUUCACCAAAAAUACAAAAUUGUAUCGACAUCUUCAAUUAAAAUGGAAUGUUAAACA